GCGGUGGAUUGUGGUUCCGGUUCCGUCGCGGAGACAUGUGAAGGUCGGUGAGUUGCUGCGGAGUUCCUCUCGGCACGCGUGGCGGCGCUGGGAUGGAUGCCUCCUCGUCUUCGUCCGCGGCGGGUUUGGGCUCGGUGGACCCACAGCUGCAACAUUUCAUCGAGGUGGAGACUCAGAAGCAGCGCUUCCAGCAGCUGGUGCACCAGAUGACGGAACUUUGUUGGGAAAAGUGCAUGGACAAGCCUGGGCCAAAGUUGGAUAGUCGGGCUGAGGCCUGUUUUGUGAACUGCGUUGAGCGCUUCAUUGAUACAAGCCAGUUCAUCUUGAAUCGACUGGAACAGACCCAGAAAACCAAGCCAGUUUUCUCAGAAAGCCUUUCUGACUGAUCUCAGCAUUACCUCUUUGGAAAAGGAAGGUAGUCCAAGAAAUGAAGAGCUGUUGAUGGGAUAGUUGAAGAAAAGGCUAUGGGGGGAUUGGCUCCCACCUUUGUCACUCUUGGGACAUCCUGUCAUCUGAGAAUGAACAAAGACCAGUUUUGUGUGUGUGUGUAUGUGUGUGUGUGUGUGUGUGUGUGUGUGCGUGUGCGUGCACGCUUUGAGGGACAUGUGUAUUUGACUGUGUUUUUUAAUGCUAAUCUUGUGAAAACAAUUGACAGAUGAAUGGAAAACUCUACUAGAUGCAUAUUACUGUAUGUGGGACUGUGCUUUCUCAAAGUCCCAUUAAUUGCCCUCUAUAAUUUUGACAGUGGAACUGCUUUCUCUAAUUUGAUAGUGGGACCACAUAGGUACAACCUGUCAUUUGCAUGGAUUCAUUUAGGAUUUCUGGGGAGAUUGUUAUACAUCUUUGUGUCUCUCAAAAAGGGCAGCAAUGAGCAAAGGGUAAUUUGCUACUUAACUGUAGGCCUCCUUAUCUAGUGUUUUGACUAUCAGUGUUGGAAAAAAAUCGAUGGGAUAUUCAUACAAUACACUUCAGCUUUCUAGAUAAUCUCCCCUAUGCUGUGAUUUACUUAAAUAUAUAAAGGUAUGGUCUCAAGGUAGUACAGGUAGCUUGAGUGUCUAGAGGCCUUUGGUUAUAAAGGAAUGUAGCCAGUGAGCAUAAUACUCAUUACUAAACUGCCACAAGGAAGAAGCUUACUGACGCUGUAUAUCAGGGUUGAAAAAAUUCAAAGAUGUGCCUAAGUAUGUUGUAAAGAUUUAGGCCAGUCAAGAACUAACAGCAGUUUCAGGUAGAGGUGCAUGUCUAAUGUUAAUCAGUAUAGGUUCCAUUGAUUGCAUCUUUUUAAUCACUGAAAUAAAAGCUUCUACAAAAUUAAA
Molecule: messenger RNA, 1313 nt
Organism: Prionailurus viverrinus (fishing cat)
Lineage: Eukaryota; Metazoa; Chordata; Mammalia; Carnivora; Felidae
Gene: TIMM8A
Product: translocase of inner mitochondrial membrane 8A
Exons: 2
Coding region: 93-386 (97 amino acids)
Source: RefSeq, a predicted model, not a curated record